AUGCGUCUUUUACCUUCACUUGUAGUCGCUGCGACUUUAUGCCCUCUCAUAUCUGCUGUGCCCGCAGGUUCAAGCAUCACCCCACCACCGCCCCUCCAACCUGUCCACCUCAUUACUCAUUCCGACCCACGCCGCCCAUGGACGCGAGUGCGCGAUUGGGUAAUCGGUUCGAUCUGGGGUAUUGAUCCCAAGCAUUGCUCAAAGGAUUCAUCUCCGCCGUCGAACAUCUACGCACGAUAUGGCAGCGAUGUGGUUCUUCGAUUUCACUUACGUCAACCGGACGAGGCAGGCGCAUUGUCAUCCGCAUCGCAAUUGCUAUUCUUGGAUAUCUGGGCCAUCACAUCGGACUUCGUGGAUAUCAGACUGGCAGAGGACAUGAUACCUUCAUUGCUCGACCUCCUCCCUCCCACUCUCCGCACCUCCUACCAGCCCCUCAUGGAUAACCUCGCCGACAAGAUCUAUGCAUCAUAUCCCGAUAACAACCGUAAUAAUUUGGAUUUUGGUUCAGGAACUAUAUCGUCUGGGCCCAAGAUAUCGACUAUCGGCGACCUCUUCUUCCAAGAAUAUCAGCCACUGUCGGUUAUUACGCAAUGGAUGCGCUUGAUGGCACAAAUGUUCUCAUCGCACGCGCAGAUGACUAGUAUUGGAAUUUCCUACGAGGGCCGCGAGAUUCCAGCUCUGCGAUUGGGGACGUCCGAAACAGACUCCGAGUCCGGGCCCCGCAAGAUGAUCGUCAUCAUGGGUGGCACCCACGCCAGAGAAUGGAUCAGCACAUCCACAGUGACAUACGUGGCCUACAGCCUCAUCACUCAUUACGGGUACUCCCCUGCUGUAACACGUUUGUUGCACGAGUACGACUGGGUCCUGAUUCCCACCCUCAAUCCAGACGGAUACGUCUACUCAUGGGAAUCAGAUCGUCUAUGGCGUAAGAACCGCCAGCCAACGGGCCUCCCAUUGUGUCCCGGUUUUGACCUGGAUCGCACUUGGGACUUUGAGUGGGAUGGCGAGUCAACUCACUCGAACCCCUGCUCCGAGAACUACGCCGGCGCAGAGCCGUUUGAAGCACUUGAAUCGCAUCGUUUGGCUCAAUGGGCUCAGAAUGAGACAGCUCACGGCCGCGCUGACAUCGUCGGCUUCAUUGACCUGCAUUCUUACUCUCAGCAGAUCCUUUACCCAUACUCAUACAGCUGUUCAUCCGUACCUCCCACCCUUGAGAGUCUAGAGGAACUUGCCUUGGGUCUCGCCAAGUCCAUCCGCCAGACCUCGCACGAGUUAUAUGACGUUACCUCAGCAUGCGAGGGAAUCUUGGCCAAUGGCGCAGCUACUGGUGCCACUUCUGGUGGGAGUGCUUUGGACUGGUUCUACCAUAAAUUGCAUGCCAAGUACUCUUAUCAGAUUAAACUUCGGGAUCGGGGUAGCUAUGGGUUCCUUUUGCCCUCGGAGCAUAUCAUUCCCACCGGAAAGGAGAUCUUCAACUCAUUAUUGAUAUUUGGAAAGUUCUUGUGGGGUGAAGAAGCCUCGGAUAUUUCUGUUGAAGACCAUCUGAUGGGUGCUCAAGUGCCCUUGGCGGAUAGGGUAUAA
Penicillium antarcticum is the source of this 1581-nucleotide messenger RNA. RefSeq names its product M14 family metallopeptidase. Gene Ontology annotation, biological process: proteolysis. The coding region runs from base 1 to 1581 and encodes 526 amino acids. The transcript is spliced from 2 exons. Lineage: Eukaryota; Fungi; Ascomycota; Eurotiomycetes; Eurotiales; Aspergillaceae. The record is from RefSeq and is a predicted model, not a curated record. Gene Ontology annotation, molecular function: zinc ion binding; metallocarboxypeptidase activity.